AUGCCCAACCCGAAUCGCGUCACCGAGAAGCUCUUUCAAUCACCCUCCAAGUAUAUCCAGGGACCAUCCGCGAUCCAUAACGCGCCGAAAUACCUCUCGUCCUUCGGAGCCGCACCGCUGCUGCUUUCCGAUGACCUUGUUUAUAAGAUUGCUGGCAAGGAGCUCACGACCGCGCUCGAAGUAGCAAACUUCAAGGUGACGCGAGGCAUCUUUGGCGGCGAGGCAUCGAAGGACGAGAUUUCCCGUCUCGGUGCGCUCGGCAAGGAGAAGUCGGUCGACUUCAUCAUCGCGCUCGGCGGCGGCAAGACCAUCGAUAGCGCUAAGGCGAUUGCAGACGACCUGGGGCUAAAGGUCGCCGUGCUGCCGACGACUGCAUCGACCGACGCACCUUGCUCUGCCCUUUCUGUCCUUUACCGACCGAACGGUGAAUUCGAGAACUACCGAUUCUACUCGAACAAUCCUUCCGUCGUCCUCGUCGACACGAGCGUCGUCGUCCAAGCUCCCGCACGCUUCCUCGCGUCAGGCAUCGGCGAUGCGCUUGCAACAAACCUCGAAGCCAAGGCCGCGCGGAAUAGUCCGAACUUUGGCGGAGGACUUCCAACAGAGGUUGCUUCAGCGAUUGGCGCAAAGUGCGAGGAGAUCCUGUUCAAGUACGGUCGCCAGGCGGUAGAGGCGAACAAGGCAAAGGCGGUCACUCCAGCGUUUGAAGCGGUCGUGGAGGCGAAUACUCUUCUCUCUGGCCUAGGCUUCGAGUCUGGUGGCCUCGCUGCGGCACAUGCUAUUCACAAUGGCCUAACCGCCAUUGAUAACCAUACCCUGCAUACUAAGAUGCACGGGGAGAAAGUCGCCUUUGGUACAGUCUGUCAGCUCAUCCUCGACGGUGCUCCCACAUCCGAGAUGGACCGCUACAUCUCGUUGAUGGUCUCCGUCGGGCUCCCUACAACGCUCGCCGAUUUAGGCAUCGAAAAUGCCACCGAUGAAGAGUUGAGACGGGUGGCAGCUCUCGCAUGCGCGCCGAACGAGACGAUCUGGAAUAUGGACAGGGUAAUUACCGAAGAGAUCGUGUUCAACGCAAUUAGAGGAGCAGAUGUUGCAGGGAAAGACUACAAGGUACGCAAUGGUCUGUAG
Molecule: messenger RNA, 1128 nt
Organism: Fibroporia radiculosa
Lineage: Eukaryota; Fungi; Basidiomycota; Agaricomycetes; Polyporales; Fibroporiaceae
Exons: 4
Coding region: 1-1128 (375 amino acids)
Molecular function (GO): oxidoreductase activity, acting on CH-OH group of donors; metal ion binding
Source: RefSeq, a predicted model, not a curated record